Lathyrus oleraceus (garden pea) is the source of this 2306-nucleotide messenger RNA. Its product is annotated as probable E3 ubiquitin-protein ligase ARI7. Gene Ontology annotation, molecular function: ubiquitin-protein transferase activity; zinc ion binding. NCBI's taxonomy places the organism in Eukaryota, Viridiplantae, Streptophyta, Magnoliopsida, Fabales, Fabaceae. The record is from RefSeq and is a predicted model, not a curated record. The transcript has 15 exons. Gene Ontology annotation, biological process: protein ubiquitination. The coding region runs from base 189 to 1961 and encodes 590 amino acids.
UUUCAAGCCUCUCGUUAGUUUAGGAAGAGAAAAGGAUCGAAGGAAAACCAUAAAGCUAAACACACUUUCGUUCCUCUUCCUGUUCCGAUUCCUAAUCUCCUUUUUUUCUGUGCCCUAGAUUUUCUCCACCUUACCCUACCUCUUUCCAAUCCAUUCGAUCCUUUCUCCCAUCCUUCUAGGGUUCACCCAUGGAUUCUGAAGAUGAUAUGCACGAUGCCAACGAUCUCGACUCUCUCGAUGACGAUUUCUACAGUGGCGAAACCGAAGAUGCUCCCAUGGAUUACUACACCGACUACGAUGACGAUGCUGAUGAUUACUUUGAUGAUGGCGAUGAUUCUGACCCCGCCGACUCUCGCAGACCCGAGCAAAAUUUCACCAUAUUGAAAGAAUCAGAUAUCCGGCAACGGCAGGAAGAUGAUAUCAGUAGAGUAGCAGCUGUUCUUUCUAUACCGCGAGUUGCUGCAAGUAUCUUACUUCGUCAUUAUAAUUGGAGUGUUAGUAAAGUUAAUGAUGCUUGGUUUGCUGAUGAAGAGCAGGUUAGAAAAACAGUUGGUUUGUUGGAGAAGAAAGUUUAUGAAAAUCCUGAUGCCAACGAGCUUACUUGCGGCAUCUGUUUUGAAGUUUAUCCUCCUUCUAAGAUCCAAACUGCUUCUUGUGGCCAUCCAUAUUGCUUUUCAUGCUGGGGAGGAUAUAUUGGAACUUCAAUUAACGAUGGUCCAGGAUGUUUGAUGCUAAGAUGUCCUGAUCCCUCUUGUGGUGCUGCUGUUGAUCAAGAUAUGAUUAAUCUUUUAGUAUCUGCUGAAGAUAAAGAGAAGUAUGACCGUUACCUUCUUAGAUCUUACAUUGAAGACAAUAAGAAGACCAAGUGGUGUCCUGCUCCUGGUUGCGAGCAUGCAGUUAAUUUCGAUGCUGGCAGUGGAAGUUAUGAUGUAUCUUGCCUCUGUUCAUAUAGCUUUUGCUGGAAUUGCACUGAGGAGGCUCAUCGUCCAGUGGAUUGUGGCACUGUGUCAAAGUGGAUUUUGAAGAACAGUGCAGAAUCUGAAAACAUGAACUGGAUACUUGCUAACUCAAAGCCGUGUCCCAAGUGCAAGAGACCAAUUGAAAAAAACCAAGGGUGCAUGCAUAUGACAUGUACUCCACCUUGUAAAUUUGAAUUUUGCUGGCUAUGCCUUGGUGCAUGGACAGACCAUGGUGAAAGGACUGGCGGCUUCUAUGCUUGCAAUCGUUAUGAAGCAGCUAAACAAGAAGGGGUGUAUGAUGAAACUGAAAAAAGAAGAGAAAUGGCAAAGAAUUCAUUGGAGAGGUACACACAUUAUUAUGAGCGGUGGGCUAGCAACCAAUCUUCAAGGCAAAAAGCUCUUGCUGAUCUACACCAGAUGCAAACUAUUAAUAUUGAGAAGCUCAGUGAUACACAGUGCCAACCUGAAUCACAGCUUAAGUUCAUAACUGAGGCCUGGUUACAGAUAGUUGAGUGCAGGCGGGUAUUGAAGUGGACAUAUGCAUAUGGUUUCUAUUUAGCAGAGCAUGAACAGGGGAAAAAGCAGUUCUUUGAGUACUUGCAAGGUGAGGCAGAAUCAGGUUUAGAGAGACUUCAUCAAUGUGCCGAAAAGGAACUCCAAGUAUUCCUCAAUGGUGAUGGCCCAUCUAAAGAUUUCAAUGAUUUUCGCACAAAGCUAGCUGGAUUGACCAGUGUGACUAGAAACUACUUUGAGAAUUUGGUUCGGGCAUUAGAGAAUGGUUUAUGUGAUGUGGAUAGCAAUGGAGCUGCUUCCAGUAAAGCAACGGGUUCAAAAAAUGCUGCAGGGAGUAGCAAGGGAAGAGGCGGAAGAGGAAAGGGGACGAUUCGAGCUAGCAUGUCCAGCAGAAUUACUGAUGAUAAUCAUUGGUCUUGUGAGCAAUGUACCUAUGCCAAUGUUAGAUCUGCCACUGCAUGCCAGAUGUGCAAUCAGCCGCGUCGAUGAAAAUCCAUUAGAAACACACGUCUUCUGCUCAAAGGCCAACACACCAAAAAAGCUGAAAUGGAGUCUGUAAUCUUAGUUAUGUGCUGGUUUUUUUUGUAAGGCCAUAUAAUAUAAACAGGACGAAGGGGUAAGAGUCACGGAAGAAAUGUUAUCCUCUUUGCAACUCCUAUUGAGUAUAAUCCGAAUUUGAUGUACAUAGUGUUUUCUCUCUUUAAAUUUACAUAUUGGUUUUAUGCAACAGGCUUCUGUAACUGAGCAUCUUAUAUAGCACACGCUGUAGAUGAACCCCGACAUGUUUGCUCGGGACCUGAUUUCUUCUAGUGAAUUUACCUGCAUCUUCUUUUA